Messenger RNA from Pezoporus flaviventris, 2552 nucleotides. It is a transcript of the gene SLITRK1, whose product is annotated as SLIT and NTRK like family member 1. The record is from RefSeq and is a predicted model, not a curated record. Lineage: Eukaryota; Metazoa; Chordata; Aves; Psittaciformes; Psittacidae. The coding region runs from base 329 to 2407 and encodes 692 amino acids. Gene Ontology annotation, biological process: positive regulation of synapse assembly; axonogenesis; regulation of presynapse assembly. Gene Ontology annotation, cellular component: GABA-ergic synapse; glutamatergic synapse; postsynaptic density membrane. Gene Ontology annotation, molecular function: protein binding. The transcript has a single exon.
ACUUUUUUUUUUGUUUGUUUGUUUUUUAUGCGUGCUUGCAGUACGUGCCUGGAUAAUUUGUGGAUAAAAUUAUUGACUGGAAUCUGGGCUGUUGCAGUUGUACUUGGGAGGGGGAGAGAGGGAGAGAGGAGAGAAGAAAGCAUCCCCCCUCUGCCGACCCUCCUUGCUCCCCCUCCCCACAUUUUCUUUUUCUUUUUUUUUUUUUUUCCUCCCCCCUUGUUGGAUUCGGACAUUUAAUGUGCUGAAUGAACUGGAAUUGCUUUCCGUGCGAGGAGGAUGGUUGCUGUUACUUUGUGACGAGAACGGGAAUGAAUUGCUCGGUUUAAAAAUGCUGCUUUGGAUUCUGUUGCUGGAGACGUCUCUUUGUUUUGCUGCUGGAAACGUUACAGGGGACGUUUGCAAAGAGAAGAUCUGUGCCUGCAACGAGAUAGAAGGGGAUUUGCACGUAGACUGUGAGAAAAAGGGAUUUACCAGCCUGCAACAUUUCACUGCCCCGACAUCCCAGUUUUACCAUUUAUUCCUGCAUGGCAAUUCCUUAACUCGACUUUUCCCUAAUGAGUUUGCUAACUUUUACAAUGCAGUUAGUUUGCACAUGGAAAACAACGGUUUGCAUGAGAUUGUUCCUGGGGCUUUCCUUGGGCUGCAGCUGGUGAAACGCUUGCACAUAAACAACAACAAGAUCAAAUCAUUCAGGAAGCAGACUUUCCUGGGGCUGGACGAUCUGGAAUACCUCCAGGCAGAUUUUAAUCUAUUGCGGGAUAUUGACCCGGGAGCAUUUAGGGACUUAAACAAACUGGAGGUGCUGAUUUUAAAUGACAAUCUUAUCAGCACCUUGCCCCCCAACGUGUUUCAGUAUGUGCCCAUCACCCACCUCGACCUCCGGGGAAAUCGUCUUAAAACCUUGCCUUACGAGGAGGUCCUGGAGCAGAUCCCAGGAAUUGCUGAAAUCCUGCUAGAGGAUAACCCUUGGGACUGCACUUGCGAUCUGCUGUCGUUGAAGGAAUGGCUGGAGAACAUACCCAAAAAUGCUUUGAUCGGCAGAGUGAUUUGUGAGGCUCCCACUAGGUUGCAGGGCAAAGAUUUAAAUGAGACCACAGAGCAAGAGCUGUGCAAAAAGAACAGAGUGGAUUCUAGCCUAGCUGCUCCCCCUGCCGAGGAAGAAACCUGCGAUCCUGGUCCUAUUCCAACUCCCUUUAAAAUACAUGGCAAAGAAGACCCUGCCACACCAGGAUCUGGUCCAAGCGGAGGUACAAAGAUUCCUGUCAACUGGCAAAUUAAGACCAGACCCACUGCUGCUGUGUCAACAGUUAGCGUGAAGAACAAGCUACCAGCUACAGUGUCCUGCCCACAGAUCUGCAGCUGUGAUCAGAUCCCUGGCUCGGGUUUAAAGGUUAAUUGCAAUGACAGGAACGUGAGCAGCUUGGUGGAUUUGAAGCCCAAGCCAUCCAAUGUGCAGGAGCUGUUCCUGAGAGACAACAAAAUACACACCAUCAGGAAACCCCACUUUCUGGAUUACCGGAAACUUAAUCUACUCGAUCUGGGCAACAACAACAUUGCCACUGUAGAGAACAACACCUUUAAGAAUCUCUUUGAGCUCCGAUGGCUCUACAUGGAUAGCAACUACUUAGACACCCUGUCCCGGGAGAAAUUUGCUGGGCUGCAAAACCUGGAGUACCUGAACGUGGAGUUUAAUGGCAUCCAGCUGAUCAUGCCUGGCACCUUCAAUGCAAUGCCCAAACUGAGAGUCCUCAUCCUCAACAACAACCUGCUGAGGUCUCUCCCAGUAGAUGUGUUUGCUGGGGUCUCGCUUUCCAAGCUGAGCAUACACAACAAUUAUUUCAUGUACCUUCCAGUGGCAGGGGUGCUGGAUCAGCUCACCUCCAUCACCCAGAUCGAUCUGCAUGGCAACCCAUGGGACUGUACUUGCCCUAUCGUGCCUUUCAAACAGUGGGCAGAGAUGCUGCGCCCCAAGGUGAUUAUGAGUGACCUGAGGUGUGAGUCCCCCGAAGAUUUCUUCAAGGAGGAUUUCGAGUCUCUCUCCAACGACGUUAUUUGCCCUCAGUUAAAAAUCUCGCCCACAUUAACUUCUACUAAUAAAAACAGCACCGGCUUGACAGAGACAGGUACUCACUCCAACUCCUACUUGGAGACCAGCCGUGUCUCUAUUUCGGUGCUAGUGCCAGGGCUCCUGCUGGUUUUUGUGACCUCUGCCUUCACGGUGGUUGGCAUGCUGGUGUUCAUCCUGAGGAACAGGAAGCGGUCCAAGAGGAGGGAUGCCAACUCCUCUGCAUCCGAAAUCAACUCUUUGCAGACCGUCUGCGACUCGUCCUACUGGCACAACGGGCCCUACAGUGCUGACGGGGCCCACAGGGUUUACGACUGCGGCUCACACUCGCUCUCGGACUGAGGCGGCGGGCGGGACGGGAGCGGCCUCCACCCGGGACCGGGACCGGCCCUUCGCUCUCUGCGUGUGGGGAGGCAGCGCCAUCCGGGGACUCCUCUGCACCUCAGCGACCUUCGGUGGGAAACAGCAGAACACACGCACGCCUCCC